GCCUGAACGCCAAUCGCACUUGGUCAUAGUAUAAUGUUCUCCCAUAAUACAUACGUGUACAGAAGAAAUUGCGUUGUUGUUUUUUGUUUUGCAAAGUGAAGUAGAAGUCGGACACGAUUACGACUCUCCGCUUUCUGCCUGUUUUGAGAAUAGAUGGUGUGGUAUUCACCGAUCGUACACUUCCUGACUUGACAGCUAGACUUCUUGUGGGUGUGAAGAGGGACCGAUUUUCGCCGUCAUCUACCAUGUAAGGCCUGAUUUGGUCUGGAUUCAGCUCAAUGAAACCUUGAUGAAGAAGAGGUUUUGGUCUGGUAGAUCGAAUUUUCUGAUGUUUGUAGUUUGGAUUGCCUGAUGAAACGCAAGGAUAGUAUUGUGGAGUAAAGGUCUUUCGAGCAGAGGAUGGUUGCAAUGGAGCUGGUAAAUUAGGGUUUAGUUCGAGUAGUGGUGCAUUGGACUGCGAAGUAAAUUGAGCUUCUUGUAGAUGGUUUCUUUGAUAGAGUUACAAUCGCGGAUCAACAAUUGAGAGAAAUACGGGUUGGGAUGGCAAUCAACUCAGCUAUGGUAACGUUGGAUUGAUAUGUGAGUUUUAAGGAGAAGGAAAAACUUGACCUCGAUACAGGUUUUCUUUUGAGAUACACAGAGACCAUGUACAGUUCAGAAGCACCUCCCCUGCCACCCGGCCGAUCUCGGGAGCUGGCGCAGGCAGUGGUUCCUGCGGAUUUUUCAGUGAAGCAGCUGUUGUGGCAAAACAGCGUACAACUGAGACAACAUUUGCGGGAGCUUUUGGAAAACGCUGCGCUGCUCAAAGCUGUUGCGACAGAGUUAGAAAUUUUCGAAAGUCGUGAAUCCCUGAAAGAUACUGCUAGCACGAUCAAAGAAUGCGUUUCCGAUUUUCGCUCUUCUUCUGAGAAGCAUGAAAGACUUUCUGUGACUGAAAUUGGGGAUGAUUCCAGAGGCGUUCCUGCGACAGAGGCUCCAUCAAUGAUUCAGGUCUCUGAUAGGUCCACUACUUUGAAUAAACAUGCCAUAGAAUCACUUGAAAAUGUUCCAGCCCUUGAGAGAGACUCCCUCCGUGCGGCUUUGCUCUCUGCAGUUCAGACUAGUGGCGGUUCCGAGGCACAGACAGUGGAAGCGGCCUUGGAAUUGCAGAAUCGUGUCACGAAUUUAUUGGCACCGCUUGAGGGAGCUUUGGGUGCUCCUGAGGGUUGGGAGCAUGCUGCAGCAGCUGCUAGACUGAGGACUAAACGUGAUAAAAUUCAACGCAGUAGGAGAUGGAGGAAGCGGAAGCGACAACGGAUAGCUGAGACUCAUCGUAAGGAGCAAGAAAGUUUCGAAGAAGCCGACCACAACGUCGAUGAAUGGAGGGCCAGAGAGAUUGCUAAGUCAAUUGCUAGAAGCAAGAUGGAGAAAAUGAAAGAGGUCGCAGAGAAAAAGGCUAAAGAGGACAGAGCAAGACUAGAAGCUGAGCUGGAGAUGGUAUUGAUGGUCGAAAAGCUUCAAGAAUUACGUGCCCUUCGCAUUCAAAAGCUGAAAAAACAAGGUUGUUUCUUUCCAGACGAGGACGACAAAUUCAUGGACAGAGUACGUGCAGCCGUUCAAGAAGAAGAGCGCCAGGCUGCUGCUGCAGCUGAUUUUCGUGCAGCUGCGGCCGCCAUAGCAAUUGCUGCAAAAGCUGCGAAAGUUACUGGCCAAGUUUCUACUGCUUCCAAAGCAGAUGGUGAUAGACAGCUUGAGAUUCAGCUUGAGGAAACUAGUGAAAGAGAUUCCAAUACUGUUCGGAUAGACCCUGCUGAUCAGAACGUUGUUGAAACAACAAUUAGUAGCAGCAAUGCACAAAAUGCGCAGGGGAUAGGAGCAACGAUACAAGAAGCUUACAAACUACCUGCCGAAUUUCAUCACUUCUAUUACGGCAGUCAAGUGGACCUGGGAGCACUGAUUGAGGUAAAAAGAAAAUCAUCACAGAGAAUUACUGGUGAGACGAGCAUGGGAUGCCUAUCUCAUGCCUGGUGGAAGUCGAAUACCUGGCCACUGGGUUGAAGCUCCGCCUCCAGCAGAUGCGAUAUGGGCUACAUAUUUGGUGCAACCCACUAGCAAAAAAGUUGAGGCAGAAAAGACCAGAUUGAGUUAAAACGCAAAAAACCUAAGGAACGGAAAAACAGAAGACCAGGAAGAUGAAGGUACUUGCCAUGCGUAAUGCGUGUUUUGACAUUGCUAUCUGUAACAUUGAUGGCGAUGAUCAUGAAAACAUGUGGUCAUGUACUUGAGGUAAUCACAUUGUAUUGUGGGGUUCACCCUGAUAACUAUACAUGUCCGAUGUUCUGAGCAUCUGAGCCAUCUGUAUGUCGACAUGUUUGAUGAGAAAUAUUUAGAACUUAAUGCAGCAAGAUCCUCUGUCCAUACUACAUCUCUUGUAUACUACAUUUUCUUAAGUGCUGCAAAAGAUCAAUUUUUGGUUGGCA
This is a messenger RNA of Physcomitrium patens, 2459 nucleotides long. Lineage: Eukaryota; Viridiplantae; Streptophyta; Bryopsida; Funariales; Funariaceae. The record is from RefSeq and is a predicted model, not a curated record.